Messenger RNA from Aureococcus anophagefferens, 1086 nucleotides. RefSeq lists its product as hypothetical. The record is from RefSeq and is a predicted model, not a curated record. The transcript has a single exon. Gene Ontology annotation, molecular function: chloride channel activity. The coding region runs from base 1 to 1086 and encodes 361 amino acids. NCBI's taxonomy places the organism in Eukaryota, Pelagophyceae, Pelagomonadales, Pelagomonadaceae.
AUGCUGCGCAUGCUGCUGUCGUGGCGCGCGUCGCUCUGGAAGGCCGUCUGGCGCGAGCUCGCCGUCUGGCUCUUCCUCUACUUCGCGCUGUCGCUGGCCUAUCGAGUGGCGAUGACCGAGGACCAGCGCCACGUCUUCAACCGUAUUUGUAGUUAUAGCAUCUACUACACGAGCGCGUUCAACUUCGGGUCGCUGAGCCUCUUCCUCGGGUUCUACGUGUCCUACGUGAGCACGCGCUGGUGGCAGAUGUACACGACGCUGCCGUACAUCGACACCAUGGCGAACGCCUUGAAGGCGUGCACGGCCGACGACGGCGCGACCACGAAACGCGUGAUCAAGUACUGCCAGCUGUGCUAUUUGGUGACGUGCCGGUCCGUGUCGCGGCACGCGCGCGCGCUCUACCCGCGGCUCGAGGACUGCGCGCGCGACGGCUGGCUCGACGCGGCGGACCGCGACGCCUUCGAGGCCGUGAGUCGCGAGCUGCCGCACGGUUCAGCGUGGUGGAUCCCCAUCAUGUGGAGCGCGUCGCUCCUCAAGGACGCGCGCGCGUCCGGCGCCGUCGCGUCCGACCAGGCGCUCACGUUCCUCACGCGGGAGCUCCUGAACUUCCGGUCGCAGUGCGGCCGCAUGCUCGACUUCGACAUGAUCGGCGUGCCCCUGCUGUAUACGCAGGUCGUCACCGUGGCUUGCUACUCCUACUUCGUCUUCUGCCUCGUGGGCCGGGCCCAGUACACGCGCCCUCGCCAGCUCGGCGACCCCAUCGAUUUGUAUUUCCCCUUCUUCUCCGCCGUGGAGUUCGUGUUGAUCAUCGGCUGGCUCAAGGUCGCGUCGAAGAUGCUCGACCCCUACGGCCAGCGCUGCCUGCUCACGUUCGACGCCACGGACGCGACCUUCGACCUCAUCUGGGUGCUCAUGCGGAACCGCGAGGUCGGCGACGCCAUCGUCAACUUCGGCCACCCGAAGGCCGCGCCGCGCGGGGACCCGUGGCCGCCGGCCGGCUUCGCGCGAACGCCCGAGGCGGAGGCCGUCCUCUGCGACGGCGAAGGGACGCCCGCGCGGCGGGGCUCGCCGCUCAUGGUCGUCUAG